Messenger RNA from Cornus florida, 960 nucleotides. RefSeq names its product cytosolic sulfotransferase 15-like. Gene Ontology annotation, cellular component: cytoplasm. Gene Ontology annotation, biological process: sulfation. The record is from RefSeq and is a predicted model, not a curated record. Bases 1 to 960 code for a protein of 319 amino acids. The transcript has a single exon. Gene Ontology annotation, molecular function: sulfotransferase activity. Lineage: Eukaryota; Viridiplantae; Streptophyta; Magnoliopsida; Cornales; Cornaceae.
AUGGAAGCUGAUCAAGAAGAGGAGUUGCUCCAAACUCUCCCUAGAGAGAGAAACUGGUAUGGCACUUCUUAUCUCUGCCAUUUCCAAGGCUUUUGGUGUCCAUCAUGGGCAAUUCACGGUGUGAUCUCCUUCCAAAAACACUUCCAAGCACGCGACACCGAUCUAAUCCUAACCAGUGUCCCCAAAUCAGGCACCACUUGGUCCAAGGCCCUCGCGUUCGCCAUCGUGAACCGCACUCGUUAUGGUCUGGAAGACAACCCUUUGCUCACUGUCAAUCCUCAUGAACUCGUACCCUUCAUGGAGUUGAAUCUCUAUGUGAACAAAAAUCGCCUCCCAAACCUGGAGGACAGAAGUGACCCUAGAAUUCUUUCAACCCACCUACCAUAUCCAUCACUACCAGUUUCUAUCAUAGACUCGGGUUGUCGCGUUGUGUACGUGUGUCGAAACCCUUUUGAUCAGCUCAUCUCCCACUGGCAUUUCUCACUCAAACGUGCCCAAGAAGAUGUGGAUCCACCACUUCCUUUAGAAGAAUGUUUCGACUUGUAUUGCAAGGGAGUUCACAGUUUUGGACCCUUUUGGGACCAUGUUUUAGGGUAUUGGAAGGCGAGUUUGGAGAAACCAAACAAGGUGUUAUUCUUGAAAUAUGAGGACUUGAAAGAGGAUGUUAACUUCGGUCAGCUGCUUAAGCUGGCCAAGUUCUUGGGCUUCCCUUUUUCGGCGGAGGAAGAGAGAGAUGGUGUGAUAGAACAAAUAUCGAGCUUGUGUAGUUUUGAAAAUCUUAAGGAUCUGCAGGUUAACAAGACCGGAGAAUUGGCUGGAGGGUUUAAAAAAAGUUCACAUUUUAGGAAAGGCGUGGUCGGAGAUUGGGCCAAUUAUCUAACUCCUUCCAUGGUCAAACGUUUGAAGGAUCUGGUGGAAGAGAAGUUGGCUGGUUCUGGCUUAAGUUUCAAGGCUUUCUGA